AAUUUAUUAAUCGUUUUUCGCAGUGUUUGGUAAAUCGUUUGACUUGACAGAAUGGGUAAAUUUGCUAGCAUCGACGGCGAAGCCGAAUUAAGUUUUCCAUCUGAAAAUUUCGAAUCUGCAUCGCCUGAUAUUAUUAAGCAUAUCGAAGUGCGUCAUCGUUUAAAUGGAUAUAAAUCGACUACAAAUACAAAUAAUGGCACAAUUUCAAAUGGGAAUUUUGCUAUCACAAAUGGGAAUGUCAAGAGUAAAACGCCGUCGUCGAUUGCUAUUACCCAGACUGUUCCAAACGGAAAAGUAUACAAUAAAGAGGAAAACACACAACAGAGCAAAGGAGAAAUAGGAUUCUAUGAUGAUCCUUAUCGAAGCAAAACCUCCUUCGAAGAGGUCCCACUACACACAGCCUGCCUAACAUAUCUUGGCUUUUACCUGCUUAUGAUAUUGGGCUACAUCAAUCAAUUGAUGUGUGCCCCCAAAAUAGCUAAAGAAGAAAAUCGAGAGGGCUAUGUAACGCUAUACGAUGCCUUUGAGAGUUUCUAUUCGCGAUACGUCUAUCGAAGAGUUCGAGAUUGCUGGAAUCGUCCAAUUGUUAGUGUCCCAGGAGCAGAAGUCACUUUAAAAGACCGAAUAACCAAAGACUACGGUUGGACAUUUGAGUUCACUGGAACACAAACAAAAUGUCUUAACCUGGGAUCUUAUAACUAUUUGGGAUUUGCAGCGGCCGAAGGUCCAUGUGCCGAUCAGUCUGCAGAGCGUUGCAGAACAGACGGUUUGGCUCUAGGCAGUUCCCGUCGAGAAUUAGGAACUACCUACUUGCAUGUGGAACUUGAAAAAUUGACGGCAAAAUUCAUCGGUGCCGAAGAUGCUAUUGUAUUUGGAAUGGGAUUCGCAACGAAUUCACUCAAUCUGCCAUCACUACUUGCACCUGGGUGUUUGGUGGUGAGUGAUGAGAAGAAUCAUGCAUCGAUUAUUCUUGGCAUUCGUUUGUCGGGAGCCACUACAAAAGUAUUCAAACAUAAUAACAUGAAAGAUUUGGAGCGUGUGUUGCGUCAUAAUGUUGUUAAUGGCAAUCCAAAAACAGGCAAGCCAUGGACUAAAAUUAUGAUUAUUGUUGAAGGAGUUUUCAGUAUGGAAGGAUCUAUUGUGCGACUGCCGGAAAUUAUUGCAUUGAAAAAGAAGUACAAGGCGUAUUUGUAUUUGGAUGAGGCACAUAGUGUUGGUGCUAUGGGACCGAAUGGUCGUGGAAUUGUCGAUUACUAUGGUGCCGAUCCAAAAGAUGUGGAUAUAUUGAUGGGAACAUUUACAAAGAGCUUUGGCAGUGCUGGUGGUUAUAUUGCUGGAUCUAAGAAACUAAUUGAUUUUAUCCGAGUGCACAGUCAUGCCCACUGCUAUGCUAGUUCAAUGUCCCCACCAAUAGCACAACAGAUUAUGACUUCAAUGAAAAUGAUUAUGGGAGAAGAUGGUUCAGAUAUUGGUCGUAGAAAAAUUGAGCAACUGGCUCGGAAUACUCGUUAUUUCCGACGACGACUGGCCCAAAUGGGUGUCAUCACCUAUGGGCAUGAAGAUUCGCCAGUUGUACCAAUGUUGGUCUAUCUUUUCUCCAAAAUUGGAGCUGUAGUUCGUACUCUCACUUUCCGCAAAGUAGCUGUUGUUGGAGUUGGGUUUCCAGCCACUCCAAUCAUGGAAGGACGCAUUCGCUUUUGCUUAUCUGCGGCUCACACCAAAGAGCAGCUAGAUUACGCCUUACAAGUCAUCGAUGAAAUUAGUGAUUCGGUGGGCCUAAAGUAUUCACGCAAACCGCGAGAUCCCAAUCCAAUUAUCUAUUAAGUUAAAAUUAAUUUUAAGUUUUUGCUUUCAUAUUCCGAAAUUUCUUUCAAAUUAAGCCUUCGAUACAAAACAAAACACAUACACACAAAAACACAAGUUAUUAUUUAUAUUUACAUAUUUUUGUGAACCUAAUUUUCCCUUAGGAAAAUCUCUUUAAGUAUAAAAUAAUUGGCAGCAAACUAAAAAAAAAAGAUGUUGUGGAUCCAUUUGUGUUUUUUUCUAAAACGAAAAAAAAAAAAAAAAAAAAAACAACAAUUUACAAACAUCAAGAAAAGAUCAAAAUCACAAUGAACAAAACACCCAAUGUACACUUUUUUAAUUGCUGCUUAGUAAAAUUUAGUAUUAAAAACCUAAGAAUAUUUUAUAACAUACAAAAUUAGUUAUAUAAUUUAUGCUUUUAAUGUUUAAAAAUUUAUUAAAGUUAAACAACAAAAAUGAAAAAAAAAAGAAAACUUUGUUUACAAAAGAUUUUAUCAAAAAAAUAAUGAAAGUCACAUAAAAUAUUCUACAAUUUUAUGUUUUUAUUUUAUUAUCAUGUAUUUAUGGACAGUCCUUUUUCCCCUUAAAUUUUGGGUUGCUUUCUUUUAUAUUUCUCAAGACAUUAUAACUUUCUACAAGAAUAUCAAACUCUUGCGUUUUUCAAACAUUUUAAGAAUUAAACUUUAUCGCUAUUUACCAUUUUUACGGAAUCUAAGAACUUUCCAUCGAUAUCUGCUCACAUGCAUGUCUUGUCGCUCCAAGUAUGAAAACGUAAGCUUAAUAUUUUCGUUUAUUACCAAUUUUACUGCCGAUGUAUUUUAGUAAUACUGUUAUAUCAUGUAAAUGCCAUCAUCAACUUUCUUUAAGGGCCCUAUUAUGACUCGCGAUUCGCUAAAAAAAAUUUGUCGAAUCAAAGUUAUUGAUCCUUUAACAAGCCAUUAAGCGUUUUAAAAGUUAUAUUUUUUAAUCGUUUUCUUUAUUUUGACUGAAUUUCGGGUGUAUUGUCGUAGUUUUCUAUUCGGUAUACACAAUAUGAGUGUUUCCCAAAUCGUUCGACUUGAUUCGAACGUUCGACUCGCGAGUCAUAAUAGGGCGCUUAAUCUUUGCUUUGAAAAUGAUAAUGAUAAAUAUUAAAAUUGUGAUUUAAUUUCCUGUACAAUUAAGAAAAAGUCAAAAAAUUAUUAUUUAAACAUUUAUAGCGGUUAACAACCCUCAUAUUCGUUAUUCACUGUGCAAAAAUAAUCAGCUUUUUACGUUAUUAAAAACAAACCGCAUUAAAGACGAACCCCAAUUAGGCUACCCGCUUACUCCUCGCUCGAAUGAAAUCGUAAGAAAAUUCGAGAUACUUAUACUUAAUGAUGCCCAAAUGAAUGUAUAACUUCAAAUAUUUAAAUAAAAAAAUAAAUGAAAGUUGAGA
This is a messenger RNA of Episyrphus balteatus (marmalade hoverfly), 3220 nucleotides long. RefSeq names its product serine palmitoyltransferase 2 (gene lace). The record is from RefSeq and is a predicted model, not a curated record. Bases 52 to 1824 code for a protein of 590 amino acids. Gene Ontology annotation, cellular component: serine palmitoyltransferase complex. NCBI's taxonomy places the organism in Eukaryota, Metazoa, Arthropoda, Insecta, Diptera, Syrphidae. Gene Ontology annotation, biological process: sphingosine biosynthetic process; ceramide biosynthetic process. The transcript has 5 exons. Gene Ontology annotation, molecular function: serine C-palmitoyltransferase activity; pyridoxal phosphate binding.